Molecule: messenger RNA, 4656 nt
Organism: Penicillium oxalicum
Lineage: Eukaryota; Fungi; Ascomycota; Eurotiomycetes; Eurotiales; Aspergillaceae
Product: putative Rho guanyl nucleotide exchange factor
Exons: 3
Coding region: 1-4656 (1551 amino acids)
Molecular function (GO): guanyl-nucleotide exchange factor activity
Source: RefSeq, a predicted model, not a curated record
AUGGCAGUCAACACGAAUGCGCCGGCAGGCACCCUGAUGUCGGACUUGCCUUUGGAAUACCUCAGUCUCUACCAUGCUGUCGAUUCUCACCUCACCUCCAUUUUCGUCUUCUACGGACCUGUCGCGACGGCCAACGCCACCGUGAGCAGCUCGCGCAUUCAGGCGCAUAUCUUCACACCCGCUGGAUUUCAAAGCUACUCCCGAAUCACCAUCUCCCCCGCCGCUCCUCUCUAUGCAGCCGUCAAUCAUUUGCCGCGCGAAAAACAAGGAGACCCGGUGGCCCGGGGUCUUGCGGUCAGCUUGCUGAAAUACUUUGUGGAAUUAUCAGAUCCAGUGAGGAAGCGGUUGAUCGGCUCCGCUCGGGCGUCUCAGCGGCCGGGCGAUAAAGUACCCCGGCUUUUCGAUGAAGUACAUGCUGCAGAAUUGGCCAACAACAUGAAAUUGCUGGAAGACUCGUCGGAAGUUGUACGUGAUAUCCGUAGUGCCUGUCAGGAAAGGAGGAUUCCGUGGGUGGAUAUGGAUGUAGUGCUGCCGGCAGGGCUCAUCCAGUCUCGCCAGCGGCGAGAAAGUGUCGACUCGGAUAUUGAAACCACCCGUCCCCUAAACUAUGGGCCGUAUACAUCGCUCAUCGAGGCUUUGGGGGACCCCAUGUUUCUCCCUACGUCUCGGCUGAAGCGGGCGCCCUCGCAACCAACCAAUGUCAGCAAAUCAAGAAUCUUCUCCCGAAAUCAAAAGGAGGCCUUGAGGUUGACCAUGUGCGAAUUUGUGGACACGGAGGAACGGUAUGUUGCCAAAAUGUACACCCUGGUACAUGAGGUCGCAGAAGAGUUCCGGCAAAAAGCCCAACGCCGAGGCCCGGCAAGUCUUAGCCCUGACGAGAAGGCCCUGGAGGCGCUUUUCCCCCCCUCCCUGAACACCAUUCUGGACGUCAACCUGGAAUUCCUCGACAUCAUCAGAAACGUGCUGGAGGAAACCGAAAAGGAUGCCUUGGAGGAUAUUGGCCAGGAUACCGAACUGCCCGCGUCGGGAUCGCAUCGAAGCUCGUCCCGGGAUGUUAAAGAUACUAUCGGCGCCACAAAAUUUGCCCGGGCACUGUUGGAAUGGUUGCCCAAAUUCUCCGCGCCCUAUGCUGACUACAUGCGUGCACACAACGGCUUCACGCAAACCCUCAGUUCAUUCAUGCGCGACAAGACAUCCAGCUUCUCUCGACGUGUCCAUGAAACCGGGGAGCAAAGAUUACGCUCCUUGCUGAUGGAGCCGGUUCAACGACUUCCCCGCUAUAGCCUUCUGAUUGAUACCAUGACGGGAAGUCUGCCGCUUGUUCACCCAGCAGUUCGCCCGCUGCUGAGAGCCCGCGAUAUCGUCAAAGACAUUUGCGCUCUAGAUAGCGGCUCGCCCAGCAGUCACGCACAGAGCCUUCGACGCCUAAGAGAAAUUGUUGACGGUUGGCCUGCCAAGACCUUUCCUGAAGGUCGACUGAUCACAGCCGUAGAUGUCAACGAGCUCACUCCACCAUAUCGUCUGGAGACACGUGUCUCGGGGCCCACUGCCGGAAUUUUGAUGCUCUACAAGAAUUGCCUCGUGCUACUCUCGAAACCCGCGGGCAGUCGGGCCACGGCACGCGGAUUGUUAGCGGACAUUGAUAAUGCGGCAUCGUCUAAUGGCGAAGCCACAACGGCAAUAUCCGUUUCGGAGCUCAGAGUGGCUCGGGUUUUCGAACUUCAAUCAGUGCGAUGCAUGCAAUCUGGCUGUGGUCGGAUCAUCUACAUUGUACCUGCGACCCACUCCACGGUUUCGGCCUCCUCGAGUGUCGGCGACGAGCUUGUUGCCUUGGAGUUGGCGGCAUUGUAUGAAGCCAAGGUUAGCAAGUUGAUCGAAGAGAUCACCAAGGCUCGCAUCGAAGGGCGUUUUCCAGAGCAAGAGCGGGAAGGAGGCAAAUGGACUUUACGAAGCCCUCCCUCACCACCAAACAGCACGGGUAUCCUAGCCUGCGUCUACGAGGACGGGCGGAGCGUAGCUCUCGAACAGGGGCCGGCACCUUUCAUCCGGUUGCUCUUUGAUGCACCCAAGGCUACCUGGUCUGAGGAUCCUCAAGCCACCAACGCAGAUAUCGUCAUGUCGAUCAACUCUUCCGAGAGCGAUCAAUUUAGAUUGGACAUUGAUUCGGUGAUUGGAUCUCCGUCAACAGACUUCGUGACCGUGGACACGUUUGUGCCGACCCUCCUUAAACGCUUGCAAUCACUUCUCGUGCCCUUGAAUAGCACCCGCAACACGAAAUUGAUGGAGUCCUUGAUACACUCCAACUUUGACAUCCUUCGUUACAUCGCAAGCGGAUUGACCACACAAGUCAAAUCUUCACGCACUUUCCGACCCCCUUCACCCACUAAGCUCAUUUCAAAUUUCCUUGGUGGCAGUCGCGAAAGCGUGCCCACUAUCAAGCAGCCAAGCUCGGCGACGUUACUUGGUGAAUUUCCCAAAAUGCCUCCGCAGCGCAUCAACAUUUCCAGGUCCAAUACUCUUCCAUCUACAUUCCCCGGAAAAGACAAAGAAAAAGAAAAACAGCAACCAGAUCAAGAGAGAGACAAAGACCCAAGCAAAAUUUCGAUGGUCGGAGCAUCCGGCGCCAAAGGGUCAGAUGGUCAACUCGGGUCCUUGGAACAAACGUUUGCUGCUUACGUUCUCUCUUUGCAAUCUCGCAGCGGUAACAUCCUCGGACGCAUGUUGCGUAAUAGGGAGCAUGCGGAUCGUGCGCUGGUGAACGAGCUUUACAACAUUCUGCUGGAAGAUCCAAGCAAGUUGCAGGCGGCCGCUGAAGUACCGGUCGACACACUUUUUGUUGCCUUUGAAACUUUCAUGAAAAAUGCCUGGAGAGAAAGCAUGGGAUCCGUAGUGGAUUCUUCUGCACUUAGAAAUCUCCAGAACCAGUUCGACACAAUGUUUCCCCGGGACUUUGAGGAACAAUUUCGCAAGUUUUUAGUCAACACCAACCCCCAGAAUUGCCGAGCGUUAGCUGCGAUCAUUCGACUCCUCGCUGAGCUACUGGAUGCGUCUGGAAAUGACGGUGACCGUGGUGCUCUCACGGUAGCAUUUGCAGAAGUGCUGACAGAAGAUGGGGACCCCGUGCAGCAUGUGUCUCUUCUGGAUCGCCUUGUGGAUGAUUUUGACAAUUUGUUCGAGGAGCUCAUCCCUUGCGGAUCGUCUGUCGAGGGCACCCUGAACUUUGAACCAAACAAAUCAUCUCAGACAAAUACCGGAUCAGUGAGCUCCAACAGCUCUUCCUUUCGCAGACGUUUCGGAUUCAAUCUUCACAGAGACAGCUCAAAGGUUGAAGGGGAGGGCAAAGUUGCAUCUAUCCUCCGCACGCUCAGCAAGAAAUCAAGCCCGGGCGAAUCCGAUCUCAAUACAUCAAGAGGUUAUUUACUUCGUUCGAAAUCCACAGACGUAGACUCUCGUUUGGGUUUUCUUCGGCCAACGUCUCGUGAGCGUCCAUACGGCUUCGCGUCCGAAGAACAGAUUUCAAGGCCAAGCACUGGACAGGGGCAACCACCGUCUUUGUCAUCACUCCGUGGCAUAUCUCACGAUAGUGUCGUGAAGCUGCGGAGAAGACGAAGGAGUUCAUUGUCUGACUUUCGCCCCGACACGGCUUCUUCUGAUGCCUCCCACGUCUCCUCAGUCGCAAACCUGCGCCCGGCGACCCCUUCCAACCGACCGCGACCAGAUUCGACCACACCCACUAGCCAGCCUCGACCCCAUAGCAGCUACUUGGCCUCACCGAGUCGACCUAGGUCACCUGCGAAGGCACCCUCUCCGGGCCAUUUGGGAUCUCCCAUUCGCCAAGCGUCGCCCUCUCGUCCUGCGGCCUCAAGCUGGAAGGAGAACAUUGACCCAAAGAUUCCUCAGAGGGAGCGAUCAAUUCAAUCUAAAUACCAAAAUCCCGAGUCACCUCCUCAGGACACUAAGCGGCGGUCUCGCGCAACCAGCAUUCCGCAACGAACCCCUGCACUUCGAGAACGAGCUCCUGUGAACGGUUCCGAAGUCAGACGACCACAGUCAUCAUCUGCUUCCCAAAGACCACAAAAGCUGCGAAUGCAGAGUCCUCAAAAGCUCCGUGAGCGUAUCAAUACGGAGAAAAACCAUCAGAUCAACGGCAGCAUCGGCUUCCGCACUGAGCUCAAUGCUUUUAGUGAUGAGAUGGUCAAUUUCGAGUUUUCGGCAGACUGUGGUGCAGAGGACCCAGACCCUGCUGAAGAACGUCGAUCUCCAAAUGCAAAGCUCCCGCUUCAAAGCCGCUUGAAGCGUCUCGAGGAGCGAUUCGAGUCCAUGGCUGGAGAAUACGAUAGCCGAACCUCCGCUCUUGAGAGAGACUUGGAGUCUUCGUUGGUCGUCAGCGAGAAGCGUGUCAAAAAGCUCGAUGAGCUGUAUCGGGAGGCGAGCGCAGAGAACGAAGCGCUUUACGAUCGGUUCAACGCCGAGCUCAGCAAGAUCGCCAAAGAUGUUCGCUCGGGCAGCGCUGCGGAUGCCCUGAAAGAUCAACUGAGUAACGCUCUUGAGGAAAUCAGCCGCCUCAAGAAGGAGAAUUUCCGACUUAAAAGAGAGGUUGGAGGGCUCAGAGCCCAAUCUGCUGCUGCCGCAUUGCUCAAAGCUAGUGAGCAAUGA